AUAGAGAGAGAGAAAGAAGAGAUAGGAGAGAGAGAGAGUCUUUGUUUAAUCCUUUUUUACUUUCAUACGGACAGAACUAGAAGCAUUUUGUUCAGACAAAGCCGAAGUGAGAAGGGGAAAGAAAAGCUUUUCACUUUAGUUUUUCAUAGAAUAGAAUCUGCAAAAACCAAAUCAGAGAGACUUAAAUUCUAGGGAUGAGCAGAGCAGAGGAGAGAGAAGGCUAAAACCGUCCAUGGCGGCGUUGCAGAAAUUUAUAGAGAAAAAUUAAAGAUUCAUAAUUAAGCAAAGACAGCUUAAAUUCUUCUUUCUUCCCUUUCUUUUGUUUCUUCUUCUUCUUCUUCUUCUUACUUUCUCUCACUUCAACUACUCAUUACCAAGAAACACACUUUGUUGUUCUAAGAGCGGGAGAGUGAGAUCUUGGCAAGCAUUUGAGUUUGGAUUCGAAGAGCAAAGACACCCACGAGUGAUAGAAAGGCUAAAUUUUAGUGAGAAGAAGGAGAGAAAAAAAAAGGAUAAGGAUUUCAUGGUAAUUAGGGUUUCUGAAUUAUGGAUAUUGUUGGAUCAAGAUUAGGGUUUGAAGUGUUAGGUCUUAGGAAAUGGCUGGGAUAUUCUCAUUAGGAGGUAACAACAACAAUAACAACGGAGAAGAAGAAGAAGAGAAUCAACAACAACAGAAGACAAACUGGAUUUGGUAUAGACCAAACGCAAACACAAAUAAUAUCAACCCAAGCUCGAGCCAACAGAUAUGGCAGAUUCCACCAGAGCAGAUGCUCAUGCAUCAUCAUCCACAACAACAACAACAACAAAGCUUAGAUCUUUAUCCAGGUCAUCAGAUCGACGUCUCUGAUUUAGCCACCUCAUCAAGAUCUAUCACCAUAAGCUGUCGGGACUGUGGGAACCAAGCAAAGAAAGACUGCACUCACAUGCGUUGCAGGACUUGCUGUAAGAGCCGCGGAUUCGAUUGUUCUACACACGUGAGGAGCACUUGGAUACCCGUUGCCAGACGCCGUGAGAGACAACAGCAGCUUCAUAUGUCCACAUCUGGAGGUGGUGGCGGAAGCGGUAGUGGCGGUACAGGCGGCGGUUCGAGUAUCCCUAAACGCCAUAGGGAUACUACUCUACCGGGAACAUCUUCCUCCUCUCGCUUACCAUCCGACUCAGCAGGGUUAGAAAUGGGGGAAGCAAGUUUUCCAGGGGAGGUGAGCUCAGAUGCGCUUUUUCGGUGUGUUAAAAUGAGUGGCGUAGACGAUGGGGAUGGUCAAUACGCUUAUCAAACGACAGUCAAUAUCGGAGGUCACCUCUUCAAAGGAAUUUUGUAUGACCAAGGCCCUGAAAGCAGCUACAUGAGUGCGGGUAGUGGGGGAAGUGAUCAUCAAAGCUCAUCCGCAGGAGGAGGAAACCCGUUUAAUCCUCCCAUUGUGGCCGACGGUAGCGGAGGAGUUUCAUCGGCAAUGUUUGUAGAUCCUAAUUCUGGUGGAUACUAUUCAAGUAAUAUGACGACUAGUGUGUUCAUGCCACCAGGUACGCAAUUCUAUCAAAAUCCACCAAGAUCUUAGAUCUUGAUUAAAUCAAGAACGCGAGUUUUUCUUUUUGUUUUGUUCCAUAUUGAUUCUAUAAAUGUAACGUGUGUUUUGUUUUAUUGUUCUGAUGAUCUAUAUGUAAUACUUAUGAGACGGUUUUGCAAAUCGGAUAAACAAUUGUGUGCUGUUUGUUGUUAUGUAUAAUGGAUGUGUUAAUUUACUAUUUAAAUUGUACGGUGCUGAAUCUUUAUUAUAGUUUUUAGUAUUUGUGGGUAAUAUAAACACGUAAGUUUUUUUGGUUCUCGAUACGUUUUUUUUUCCAUGUUUAUGCCGAUGUUGCCGGUUGCUUCUCCCAUUGGAUAAACUCGAGAAAUUCUUGUGUUAUAAUAUUUGGAUAAACUAUUACUAUUUUUUAUAAGGUCCAGUGAAGUCUACACGAUUUAAAUAUUCAGAACUAUAUCUUCUUCAUAUAGCAUCACCUAUUUUAUAUUGUUACUGUAAAGUGAAUUAAUCUUUAUAGAUAGAU
This is a messenger RNA of Camelina sativa (false flax), 2046 nucleotides long. RefSeq names its product protein SHI RELATED SEQUENCE 2-like. Lineage: Eukaryota; Viridiplantae; Streptophyta; Magnoliopsida; Brassicales; Brassicaceae. The record is from RefSeq and is a predicted model, not a curated record. Gene Ontology annotation, biological process: positive regulation of DNA-templated transcription. Gene Ontology annotation, cellular component: nucleus. Gene Ontology annotation, molecular function: DNA-binding transcription factor activity; DNA binding.